Molecule: messenger RNA, 3568 nt
Organism: Ctenopharyngodon idella (grass carp)
Lineage: Eukaryota; Metazoa; Chordata; Actinopteri; Cypriniformes; Xenocyprididae
Gene: dhx35
Product: DEAH-box helicase 35
Exons: 21
Coding region: 96-2195 (699 amino acids)
Cellular component (GO): catalytic step 2 spliceosome; intracellular anatomical structure
Molecular function (GO): RNA binding; ATP binding
Source: RefSeq, a predicted model, not a curated record
UUUUGUACUAUGAGAGAUAAACAUCUUGUCUUUGUCGCCCUCUAGCGUUGAGCUCACAGGUACGAUGAUAUCACCGACGUCAAUGACGUAGCAUCAUGGCGGCGCCCCACACCACCAUGAAAUUCUGGAAACCCGGCUCAGAGGCUCCGGGUGUGUGUGAGGAGAGAGAUCUGUCCACAGAGACCACCGGCUCUCCCAUCAUCUUUAACCCACACACGGCUCUCUCCAUAGAGAAGCAGAGGCAGAGGCUGCCCGUCUUCAAGCACAGAAACAACAUCCUCUAUCUGGUGGAGAGUUUCCAGACUGUGGUGAUUGUUGGAGAAACAGGAUCUGGAAAAAGCACACAAAUCCCACAGUAUCUGCUGGAGGCUGGAUGGGCGGCAGAAGGGAAGGUGAUCGGAGUGACUCAGCCUCGACGGGUGGCAGCCACAUCUGUGGCCAGUCGUGUGGCAGAGGAGAGAGGGGCGUUUCUCGGGCACGAGGUGGGAUACACCAUCAGGUUUGAUGACUGCUCUGACCCACACGCCACUCGUAUAAAGUUUCUGACAGAUGGGAUGUUGGUUCGGGAGAUGAUGUCUGACCCGCUGUUAAAGAAAUACAGUGUGUUAAUGCUGGAUGAAGCUCAUGAGAGAACGCUGUACACAGACAUCGCCAUCGGCCUUCUGAAGAAGAUUCAGAAGAAGAGGCGAGACCUGCGUCUGAUUGUAGCCUCGGCCACUCUGGAUGCCAAAAAAUUUCAAGAUUUCUUCAACCUAAAUGAGUCUGGAGACCCAAACAAAGACACCUGUGGCAUUCUGACGGUUGAGGGCCGAACUUUCCCUGUGGAUAUUUUCUACACUGUCAGUCCUGUACCAGACUAUGUGAAGGCUACGGUGGAAACCGUGCUGAAGAUCCAUGAGACGGAGGAGGAUGGAGAUGUGCUGGCGUUUCUCACAGGACAGGAGGAGGUGGAGAAGGUGGUGUCUCUGCUCCAGGAACAGGCUCGAACUUUGUCCCGCUACGGGAUGAAGAAGCACCUGUGUGUGCUGCCCAUGUACGCGGGCCUGCCCUACAGCGAGCAGAUGAGAGUGUUCGAGAGGAUGCCCCCUACUGUUAGAAAGGUGGUGGUCGCAACCAAUAUAGCCGAGACAUCCAUCACCAUCAAUGGUGUAGUGUUUGUGAUUGACUGUGCGUUUGUCAAGCUGAGGGCGUAUAAUCCACUAACAGCAAUAGAGUCACUGAUCGUCACGCCCAUCUCUAAAGCCUCUGCCUGUCAGAGAGCCGGAAGAGCCGGGCGAAACCGUGCAGGGAAGUGCUUCCGUCUCUACACAGAGGAGGACUUUGAGAAGUUGCCCGCGUCUACAGUUCCAGAGAUGCAGCGCUCUAAUCUGGCUCCAGUCAUUCUGCAGCUGAAAGCUCUGGGCAUCGACAAUGUGCUGCGAUUCAGCUUCCUGUCUCCUCCUCCUGCUCAGUCCAUGGUUCAAGCCCUGGAGCUGCUCUUCGCUCUUGGAGGUCUGGAUCAGUACGGGCGUCUCACUGACCCGAUGGGUGUGCGAAUGGCCGAGUUCCCGCUCACCCCCAUGUUUGCCAAGAUGCUGCUGGAAUCAGGAAACUUCGGCUGCUCCAAGGAGAUAGUCACCAUCGCAGCCAUGAUGCAAAUUCAAAACCUCUUCACGGUGCCACACAAUCAGAAGAAAGCAGCUGCGCGGGAGCACAGGAAGUUUGCUGUGGCUGAGGGGGAUCAUCUCACCAUGCUGAAUGUUUAUGAGGCUUUCAUAAAGCAUCAAAAGAGUUCUCAGUGGUGUCAGGAUCAUUUCCUCAACUAUAAAGGUCUCCUCCGUGCUGUGGCCGUACGGGAACAGCUGCGGCACCUCCUCAACAAGUUUAAGGUGCCUCGGACGUCCAGUGAAGGUGAUCCGGAUGUGAUUCUUAGAUGUAUUGUGUCUGGGUUUUUUGCGAAUGCCGCCCGUAUGCAUCACUCAGGCUCCUACAGGACUCUACGUGAUGACAGAGAGCUGUACAUCCACCCUGAUUCGGUGCUUUAUGGAGAAAAACCCCCAAAAUGGGUCGUCUUCAAUGAAGUGGUUCAGACCAGCAAGUACUACAUGCGGGACGUGACCGCGGUCGAGUCGUCCUGGCUGGUGGAGUUGGCUCCUCACUUUUACAAACAGGCCAAGCACGGGUCUCUGAACAGCAAACGGACCAAAGUCUUCUGAUUCACAUCUUUAGGAGCCGAUGGACUCGGUUUUCCUGAACAACAGGCCAUAAUUAAAGCAAGUUCUUAGUUAAAGGAACUACACAUGCAGACUUUGGGUGUUUAUUGCAGCUGUAAGGCGAAAGAAACACUGUGUUAUUUUGUAUAUACAAAUGUAUAUGACAUAUUUAUGCUGUCAUGGUCAUCUUUGUAUUAUUUAAUAGCUUUUUAGUGAAGGUGGAGAGCCAUUGGAAUGACGUGACUGUGAUUGUAUUAUUGAUUACCGUUUGAGAGUGAGAGAAUGACUGGAUGGAUGGAUGGAUGGAUGGAUGGACAAAGAUGUACAGCUUUACAACAUCGCACGAACAUCUACCCUCAAUAAUAACCAGAAUAUUAUUAUAAUAAGCUAUUUUUUCCCAGUUUUUUCACACCCUCAUCGGAGAAAUACUGUGUAGCUCAAACGUAGUGGCCUUUUAACCAUUAUGUGCCAAAUAUUAUAAAACCAUAGAACAUUUCCUGAUGUAUAUGGAAUGUGCAAAUAAUUGUAGUUACACUGUAAGCAUGUGACAAAAAAGUGCCAUUUUUUUAUAUUAUAUAUGUAUAUACAGGUUCCUAAAAAGUAGCCUUGUGCGCCUCUGGCCAAAAAAAAAAAACUGUGUUAAUAGAUGUAAUUAUUCAUUUAAUCAUAUAGUGUAAGGUCUCCUUUAGGAAAGAUCAGCCAUGACUAGUUGUUUAAGCCUGGUGAGUUAAUAGCACAGUGAAAGAGAUGCCUCAGGGAGGAGCUUAUUUCGUACUAAAGUAAAAAUACUGAAAAUGGAUGCUAACAAAAUAGGAUAUAGUGCCACAAUUCUGGGCGUGGCAUUUAAUAGGAAGGCUGAGGUGCCAAUCAUGUGAGUGGAGGCAGAGCCUUUGUACAGUGUAAUGUUUUGGCUUUUGGCAAAUGGGCAUUUUAUUCCCAAUUUGAUUUUACUGUGACUUGUUUAUUAUUAAGUACUUUAUUAUGUCAGAAAAAACUUUGAAAGCAAUGUAGUUAAAAUCUACCAUCUAAAAUCUACUUUCAAGGUAACUUGCCAAAUGUCUUCAAGACAAUAUCUGUGGUUAUAUAUGUAGUCAGUUCAGUACCCUUGAGUAGUGUAGAUUUAGCUGUCGGUUUGACUGAGACAAAGUCAGAUACAGUCAGAUUAGCUGAUAGCAGUUUAAAUGUUCUUGCAUGUCUUUAAACAAUACAAAUCUCAAGUAGUUUCACAGCAAUGCAGUAAUUUGCUGAGGAAAUACAUAAAUAAUCUGACGUAAAUGUGCAACAUGUAGUGACUUUGUAGUGACUGACUUUGUCCAAAUGUUGUUCCUCUCUGUGCAGCAUAAAGUCAAUAAAGUCUUAUGUUCGUAGUAAAUAAA